AUGCAUAUCCCAUCCAGAAUUGACGACAAUCUCCACCUGCUUUCCGGGUCUAAGUACUUCACCAAACUGGACCUGAAAUCCGGUUACUGGCAGAAGGCUGAAAAUGACAAAGAGAAAACGGCUUUUCAAGUGGGAAACUUGGGUUUCUACCAGUGCACCCGGAUGCCAACGCCCCAGCAACCUUUCAAAGUCUACAUGUUUCUGGGUGACCAUCACGGCCUGAUCGAGUUCACUCGUCUGUUGAAGGCGCACGUGGAGGACCUGAUAUCCGAAUACGGUGUCAUCGCCGUUGAAGCACGCCUGUACACAGAAGACCCACACUCCUACCGCCUUAAAAGUACCGUCGUGUACGAUUAG
Molecule: messenger RNA, 357 nt
Organism: Dreissena polymorpha
Lineage: Eukaryota; Metazoa; Mollusca; Bivalvia; Myida; Dreissenidae
Exons: 2
Coding region: 1-357 (118 amino acids)
Source: RefSeq, a predicted model, not a curated record